Phytophthora megakarya is the source of this 1920-nucleotide messenger RNA. Lineage: Eukaryota; Oomycota; Peronosporomycetes; Peronosporales; Peronosporaceae. The record is from the annotation of a GenBank genome assembly.
UGCGCGUUCCUAGCCACAGCUCGGAAUAUACCCAAGUGCUCCCCAGGAGGUUUAGGAGGCGACGUGUUCGCAGUGACGCGUUCGAAGUCCAAGCAGGACAAGGCCACAGAGGAGCCGGUCCCGGGAAACGGAGCCAAUGACUCCGGGAUCAACAAGUCGGGAACCGACGGUCCCGGAACCAAUGACCCCGGGACCAACGAGUCGGGAGCCGACUGUCCAGGAACCAACAGGUCGGGAACCGACGGUCUUGAGGACGAGCCGACAGCCGCUUCCCGAAGCCCAGACCGUCAAGACCCCGAAGAAGACCCCGAAGAUGUCCGCACGGAACGAUGGAGAAGGAUUUGCUCUCACCAGGCACACGACCUGGGGUUAGCACCUUUGGUAAAGUUCCUCCGGGGUGAGACUGAGCACUUGUCCCUGAACCAAACGACACACUUGGCCAAGAUAGCAGACCAGUUUGUAUUGGACUCCCGGGAUGCCUUGUUCUAUGUGAGCCGGAGCACCCCGGAACGUCCCCGAGACGCAGCAGACCGCCUCCGCCUGGUAGUCCCCCAGGACCUCCAGGAGGACAUCCUGCACCACUGUCACGCGGACUUCCAAGGCGCUCAUCAGGGGAUCAUCCGGACCUAUGAGAGGCUGCGCAAGGAGUUCUACUGGAUCGGCAUGUUCAAGGACACCGAGCGAUAUGUCAAAGAAUGCGUUGACUGCGUCACGGCCAAGGGACUACCCCGGAACCCGGGACCGUCGCCCGGUAACCUGUUGGCCACGCGACUGUUUCAGGUCGUCUCCAUGGACUUCGUGAUACCGCUGCCCCGGUCCGUUCGGGGAAACAUGGCAUUGCUCCUGUUUCAGUGCGCGUUCUCGGGGUUCAUCAUGUGCAUGGCCAUGGCGAGCACCGAAUCCCAAGACGUUGAGAUGAUCCGUCACGACCGAGACCCGCGCUUCAUGGGUCGGGUGUUCAAGCACUUUCGGGAGAUGCUCGGGAGCAGGCAACGCGCCACUCUAGCCUAUCGUCCCCAGGCCAACGGACAACAAGAUAGGUCUGUGCAAACAGUGAUCUGGAGCGUUAAGGCGUACGUGCAGACUGUGGACCAAUACGACUGGGAUGAGCUAGCCGAAAAACUCAUGUGGGCACUGAACACCUCCUUCGACGUCACCCGACUCGACACGCCGUUUUACCUGGUGCACGGUUGGGACGCCCAAGGUACCGUCGAAGCCAUGGUGGGAGACGUUUCCCGAGACGUGCAGCUCCGGGACGCCCAGGAAUGGCGCAUCAAGGUGCAACGCCAGGUGGAAUACGCGAGGACCUGGGCCCGGGACCUCCAAGAAAAAGCCAAGAAGCGCCGGGCCGAGGACCAUAACCGCAAGUGGAAGCAGCUUACAGACCGACUGAAAGAGGGUUUCGAGGUCGGGGACUCAGUACGGCUGUACCUAGCCCGAGUCCGUCCCGGACCCACCAAGAAGCUCGCACAUCUCUGGCACGGCCCGUUCCGGGUCCGGGAAAAAAGGUUGAAGCCUAGAGCCAAGUACCCGGUGCGGCCCUCGGGAACCAUAGACAUCCUCGAGGACGACGACUUGGACGCUGCGUUGCCGCUGCUCUACGAGUUUGACCAAGGAGAGCGAGCUCGCGUGCGUUUCCAAGCCAUGCAGUCUGGAGACGAGCUCCCGGACGAAAAAAGAAGUCCGGUAGAGCCCUGGGGCGUGGACCCGGAGCCUACUACAGUAGUGGGCCCUGGAGUGUCCCCUAGAGACCCCAUGUUCCCGGGUGAGAAUACUCCCCAGAACAUGGGUGAAGUGCAUGUUUCCUGGGGCGUGGACCCGGGGCCCACUGCCAAAGUGCGCCCUGGCGUGUCCCCCAGAAGCCUUGUGUUCCAAGACGAGAAUACUCUCUGGGACACAAGUGAUUGCAUAUUUGCAUGA